Drosophila suzukii is the source of this 240-nucleotide messenger RNA. NCBI's taxonomy places the organism in Eukaryota, Metazoa, Arthropoda, Insecta, Diptera, Drosophilidae. The record is from RefSeq and is a predicted model, not a curated record.
AUGACAGCUAACAAACAACCGUUAAGUGCCGCAACAAAUCGCCAAAAAUUGAAAACUGUGGGAAUACCGCUCCACGUCAGGGACGCCGCAAAAGCCACGCCAAGCUCACCCAUAGCUACAAAUCUCGUUUGCCCCAUGUGGGACGUAUGCACAGAGAGAAAAUUCUGAAUCAUCCAAAAAAUAGCCUUUUUUAGGUCAAAAGAAAGUAACACUUGGAAUCGCAUUUUGUAUAAAAAAUAG